This is a messenger RNA of Rodentolepis nana, 1056 nucleotides long. The record is from the annotation of a GenBank genome assembly. NCBI's taxonomy places the organism in Eukaryota, Metazoa, Platyhelminthes, Cestoda, Cyclophyllidea, Hymenolepididae.
AUGGACCGUCCGAUGUCUUUCCACACAAUGAAGGCCUUAAUCAGAAGAGUAUUCCAGAAUGUCUUUCCACACAAUGAUGGCCUUAAUCAGGAGAGAAUUACAUUUAUGGACCGGGGUCUUCCCACACAAUGGUUAUGGACCGGGCUCGAAGAGAAUUCAAGACCUCAAGGUACAACGAACUUAAAGCUCGGAAAUGAGAAACAGUGGACAGUGGCACUCUCCCGAUCAGAAGAGAAUUCAAGAUCUCAAGGUGCAACGAACUUAAACAACAAAAGAGAAACAGUGGACAGUGGCACUCUCCGACAUAGCCGACUACGAGAAUCGAAGCCGUUGCUGAGUUUAGACUACGUAUCGGACAGGAUUGCCCCGUUGAUGAGUUUAGACUACGUACCGAACACGAUUGCCUAUCAAAACACCUUCACAGAUUGGGAGUAUACACUCAACUCACAUGUACACCUUCACAGAUUGGGAGUAUACACUCAACCCACAUGGACCUUCACAGAUUGGGAGUAUACACUCAACCCACAUGCCCCCUUCACAGAUUGGGAGUAUACACUCAACCCAUAUGCCCUUUCACAGACUGGGAAUAGUACUCCGUUGAUGAGUUUAGACUACGUACCGAACACGAUUGCCUAUCAAAACACCUUCACAGAUUGGGAGUAUACACUCAACUCACAUGUACACCUUCACAGAUUGGGAGUAUACACUCAACCCACAUGGACCUUCACAGAUUGCGAGUAUACACUCAACCCACAUGCCCCCUAUAAACCUACAGGAGGAAAUGGAGAAGACCCACCUGAUUCGGUAUAUUGGGAGAAUACACUCAACCCACAUGCCCUCUAUGUAGCCUUGGGAGUAUACACUCAACCCACAUGCCCCCUAUGUAACCUUCAAGAGGAAAUGGAGAAGACCCACCUGAUUCGGUGUCCCACAGGAGAAAAUGAAGAAGACCCACCUGAUUUGGUGUCCAGCACUAAAGACAACGACGGAAACCCAGAGAUACUGGGAAGCAAAAAAAAGCCAGAGAUACUGGGAAGCAAGACGACGGCUAAAUGA